This is a messenger RNA of Peniophora sp. CBMAI 1063, 1611 nucleotides long. NCBI's taxonomy places the organism in Eukaryota, Fungi, Basidiomycota, Agaricomycetes, Russulales, Peniophoraceae. The record is from the annotation of a GenBank genome assembly.
AUGCUGUUUUCCUCCCCUUCGGAGCACUUAGGCGUCACCGCCAGUUUCGUGCAUCGCGCUCUGGAUCUCAUUCUUGAGCAUACUGUACUGAGUGCUGGCAUCGGGAUUGGAUUGUUCGCUUGCUGGCUCGUACGCCACCUCAAGAGCCCCUGGCGUAGCAUACCACCGGGACCGCCAGGGUUGCCUAUCAUCGGGAAUGCUCUCCAGAUAUCGAGCGACAAGUACUGGAUGAAGUACAGUGCCUGGAGAAAGGACUACGGCGGAAUGUUCUAUCUGAAUGCCGCUGGCAAGCCUAUGAUCGUCAUCAACGAUCACAAGAUCGCGACCGAGCUGCUCGAUCAACGAGCUGGCCUCUACUCUGAUCGAGCAUCGAUGAUCGUCGCGAAUGACAUCCUCUGCGACGGCCUUCUUCUUCCUCUUUCCCAGCACAACGAAACAUGGCGUCGAAUGCGCAAAGCUGCACACGAGUCCUUGAACAAAGUUGUCGCACAUGUCCUGAACGAGUACCAAGCUGAUGAAGCACUCGCCCUCGCAAGCAACAGCAUGCAAGAUGCUUCAGGAUGGAUCACCAAUCUGCAUAUUGCAUCGACGAGUUUGAUGCUGCGUUGCCUCUACGCGGAGCCGCCAGUAUCUGAUCACGGAGACGCCCGUCUUGCACACAUGGACGACUUCUCUGUGCGCUUAACACGAUCGAUGCGACCUGGAGAAUACUGGGUCGACAGCAUGCCGUGGAUGCGCUAUAUUCCUCGCGUAUUUGCGCCUUGGAAGCGCACUGCUCAAGACUGGCAUGCCAAGGAUAACAGAGUAUUUCACGAUCUCUAUGAACGAGUACAAGAAGACGUUAACGUCAAUGGCCUCGAACGGGAAUCAUUCUGUGCCACCCUUGUUCGCGAUGUUAAUCGCUACCAUCUAACGACCCAUGAAAACGCAUGGUUAGCGGGAUCAUUAUUCAUAGCCGGGGCCGAUACUACUCACGCGGCGCUCGAAUGGUGGACUCUUGCUAUGCUCGCCUACCCGAAGGUCCAGCAGAAGGCCCAAGAUGAACUUGAUGCUGUGAUCGGUCGCGCGCGGGUCCCCACAUUCGCCGAUAUGGCCCGGCUUCCGUACAUCUGUGCUAUGGUGAAGGAGGCGCUUCGUUGGCGACCUAUAAAUCCCAUUGGAGUGCCUCACAAAAGCAUGGCGGACGACUAUUAUCAGGGAUACUUCAUCCCCAAAGGGACGAUCGUCGUCGCAAAUGUCUGGGAGAUGAAUCACGACCCCGAGAUCUUCGGCGCCGACGCCCUCGACUUCAAUCCUAGUCGUUAUCUCGAUGAGAAGGGCACGACAGUCAUAAACCCUCCCGGCACAAAGGAGGACGGAAACUUUUCAUUCGGUUUUGGCCGUCGUAUCUGCGUCGGAAAGCAUGUCGCAAGCAACAGCAUGUUUAUCGAUAUAGCCACUUGUCUCUGGGCCUUCACGUUCUCAAAUGUGCAAGGCCAGAAGCUCGAACUGGACGACUGCGUAGACCAGGGGGUCGUCGUCGUCCCUAAACCGUUCGCCGUCAACAUUCAGCCUCGCUUUCCGGAAGCGUUUGACUUGCUCACCCAGGAGCGCGAGCUUCACGGUCGCUGA